UCUGUCAAAAUAAAAAAUAUAUUUUUCUUUCACAAAAACAGAGCUUCAACUUUUCUAUUUUUCUUAAAAAGUUAACAUUAAAAAAAUAAUCAUAAUAAACCCCCAUUUCAAUAUCCAUCAAUUAUGUCGGAAACAGAAGUGACUGCAACUGAAAAGGAAACUACAAAUGAGAAAGACACCUCAAAAGUUUGUAUUUUAUUAAAUGCAACUGGAAACGUGCCAAUUAUCAAAAAACGAAAAUGGAUGGUUGAUCCAAACAAAACUGUCAGCUCAAUAAUGCAAUUCUUUCACAAACAUCUGAAAAUGGAUCCCCAAGAACAACUCUUUCUUUAUGUCAACCAAACAUUUGCCCCUUCUCCUGACCAAUUCAUCAAAAACCUAUACGAAUGUCAUGGCACAAAUGGGAAACUUGUCCUCUACUAUUGCAAGAAUCAAGCCUGGGGCUAGGCAUCAACUUAAUCAUCAUCGUCAAAUCCGUUUCCCUACCAAUGUAAAACCAAACAUUAUUUUAGUCAUAUUUUACUGAAUAUAACGGUAUUAUGUUUA
Eupeodes corollae is the source of this 546-nucleotide messenger RNA. It is a transcript of the gene Atg12, whose product is annotated as autophagy protein 12-like. The record is from RefSeq and is a predicted model, not a curated record. The coding region runs from base 124 to 447 and encodes 107 amino acids. Gene Ontology annotation, cellular component: cytoplasm; phagophore assembly site membrane; Atg12-Atg5-Atg16 complex. Gene Ontology annotation, biological process: C-terminal protein lipidation; autophagosome assembly; autophagy of mitochondrion. NCBI's taxonomy places the organism in Eukaryota, Metazoa, Arthropoda, Insecta, Diptera, Syrphidae. The transcript has 3 exons.